This is a messenger RNA of Columba livia (rock pigeon), 4993 nucleotides long. It is a transcript of the gene NGEF, whose product is annotated as neuronal guanine nucleotide exchange factor. Gene Ontology annotation, biological process: activation of GTPase activity. Gene Ontology annotation, molecular function: guanyl-nucleotide exchange factor activity; protein binding. Lineage: Eukaryota; Metazoa; Chordata; Aves; Columbiformes; Columbidae. The coding region runs from base 352 to 2598 and encodes 748 amino acids. The transcript has 17 exons. The record is from RefSeq and is a predicted model, not a curated record.
CACUCUCAAACAGAAGUGACAGGAGGUACUAGGACUGAAGGACAGGGAUCUUCCAUAGGACCCACCUGCCUCAGGAUUCACAACUGAAUUGCAAAUCUCUAACAACUUGGGGGAGUUUAGUCCAGACUUGUUGGACGUACCUCAUCCCGAUGGCAAAUGAGAGACUGGUUCAGCCCCACACUGUCAGACUGCUACUUUGGAGUUCUUGAACUACAGGGAAAUAUGUUUGCCAGCAAAGCACUUUCAGCUCUAAUUCAGAAAAAGCUGAUGGAGUUGUGGAGACUACCUGUCUCCUGCUGCUCUGCUGCUGAUCCAUCCUCUCAGUUGCCAUAGAGACAAGAUUUGGAAGCCAUGGAUGGGCUCAGGAGAGAAGCCGCUGGUGGGCUCUCCACUGGUGGUCUCCAGCAGGACGUUUCUCAGCAGGUACUGAGAGAGUCCAGUUCAGUCUCUGAAGGUGAAGAAGAGUCAGAAGGUGCAAACCUGGUGGCACACGAGACAGACUCGCACACACAUUACAUUGCCAUUCAAAGAAAUUCCAAGUACUACCGGUCCAUGAGGCUGCCGAGCAGAGGGAAAAGAAAACCUUCAAGAGAGGCAAUGCACACAAGGUGUGCUACAGGUUCACUCAAAAACAAUGAGCCCAUCAAAGAGCCUCUGAACGUUAUAUCUCAGAAGGGAUCACCAUCUCCAGUAAGCUCUGAUGAUAAGGCAACAUUAGAGGAACUAUGGAUGCAAAGGCUGUUGCCUUCCUACCCCCGUUACCGUGGCAACCGCCCGGGCUCCCCCAGCCCCGCUCCGCUGCCGCCGCUGCCGCCGGAGCUGCUCGGCAGCCGCCUGCCGCCGCCGGCCAUGGAGCUGCUGGCCGCGGCGCUCAGCGCCGCCUGCGCCCUCGACCAGGACGGCUCGGCGGGACAGCCCAGCAGGGACCCCCCCGCGGCCGCUGAAGAGAGCCCCGCCGCCGCCGGCACCGCCGAGGGGCCGCCGCCCACCCACCCCAUGACGGCCGACUCCUGGAGGAACCUGAUCGAGCACAUCGGGCUCUUGUAUCAGGAAUAUCGAGAUAAAUCUACGCGCCAGGAGAUUGAAACCAGGCGACUGCAGGAUUCACAGACGGACCCUGAGGAGACUUCACCCAGCGAGGAAACCCCACCUGAAGCAGAACCUACAAAUACAACCGAAAACAAAGCUCCACCGCAGAUCAGUUUGCUGAGGAACUCCAACUCCAGGUUCAACUUAUGGCAGGAUCUUCCUGAGAUCCGGAGCAGCGGGGUCCUCAGCAUCCUCAAGCCAGACGAGAUCAAGCUGCAGGAGGCCAUGUUUGAGCUGGUUACUUCCGAAGCGUCGUAUUACAAGAGUCUGAACCUGCUGGUGUCUCACUUCAUGGAGAACGAGCGUCUGAAAAAAAUCUUACACCCAUCUGAGGCACACAUCCUCUUCUCCAACGUCCUCGAUGUCAUGGCGGUCAGCGAGCGCUUCCUGCUGGACCUCGAGCAGCGGGUGGAGGAGAAUAUUGUGAUCUCGGACGUGUGUGAUAUUGUUUACCAGCAUACGGUUAAUCACUUCUCCGUGUACAUCACCUACGUCUCCAACCAGACCUACCAGGAGAGAGCUUACAAGCAGCUUCUCCAGGACAAGCCAGCUUUCCGGGAAGUGAUUUCACAGCUGGAGCUGGAUCCCAAGUGCAAAGGCCUGUCCUUUUCUUCCUUCCUGAUUCUGCCAUUUCAAAGGAUCACUCGGCUCAAGCUGCUGGUGCAGAAUAUUUUGAAGAAAGUGGAAGAGAAGUCUGACAGAGAAAACACUGCCCUGGAUGCACAUAAAGAACUGGAAACAGUGGUGAAAGCGUGUAACGAAGGUGUCAGGAAGAUGAGCCGAACAGAGCAGAUGAUCAGCAUCCAGAAGAAACUGGAAUUCAAGAUCAAGUCCGUGCCCAUCAUCUCUCACUCCCGCUGGCUGCUGAAGCAGGGGGAAUUGCAGCAAAUGAACGGUCCAAAGACAUCGCGAACGCUUCGCACCAAGAAACUCUUCAGAGAAAUCUACUUGUUCCUUUUCAAUGAUCUGCUGGUAAUUUGCCGGCAAAUUCCUGGGGACAAGUACCAAGUGUUCGACUCCGCUCCCCGGGGGCUUCUUCGCGUAGAGGAGUUAGAAGAUCAGGGGCAGAGCUUGGCCAACGUCUUCAUCUUGAGGCUGCUGGAGAACGCAGAUGACCGGGAGGCCAGCUACAUGCUGAAGGCAUCGUCCCAGAGCGAAAUGAAGCGCUGGAUGAUUUCGCUUGCCCCGAAUCGGAGAACCAAGUUUGUGUCGUUUACAUCCAGACUUGUUGACUGCCCGCAGAUCCAGUGCGUCCACCCAUACGUGGCCCAGCAGCCAGACGAGCUGUCCUUGGAACUGGCUGACGUCCUCAACAUCCUGGACAAGACAGAUGACGGCUGGAUAUUUGGGGAACGUCUUCAUGACCAGGAGAGGGGCUGGUUCCCCAGUUCUAUGGGGGAAGAGAUCCUGAACCCCAAAAUCCGAGCUCAGAACCUGAAGGAGUGUUUCCGGGUGCACAAGUCGGAUGACAGUCAGCGGAGGAAACUGGGCAGCAGAAACCGUCAAUGACCGCUGGUGUCCCCGCAUCUGCAGCGCCUCUGGGAGAGGGGCCGAGGAUGGAGGCUGAGCUGGGAGGAGGAGGUGGCAGUGCUGUGGGACACAGUGCAGGACUUGCCGUGCCAGACCAGGCACAUGCACCCCUGAACAGACUGUAGCUCCUGGGCUUCCCACUAUGCUUCCUGUGACGCUGAUCCUUCCUUAGAGAUCAGUGCUUCAAACAGGCUAAAAUAACCCUUUUCCAGGCACAUUGUAAAGCCCCAAAGAGCACAAGCCAAACAGACACAGCAUGAGAGCCACCAGGUGCUGGCCAGCUGAGCCCUGCUCCCCACACAUGUGUGAGAUGGGGCUCGUCAGGCCACUUGGCAAAGGCACAUGGCCACAAAUGUAACUCAGCAAUGAACAUCACCCAGCUUGAGCACUUACAGCUCAUUGCCACCUUUUGAGUUUGGGGCCCUCCUAAAGCUGCAACUUCCAGGGGCAGGAAGUGAAGCAAAGGAGCUGUCUCGCCACCUCUCACACAGCCAGUUGGCACCAGCCUGGGAUGAGCCCUGUGAACUCCACCUGCUGCAAAGUUGCUGGGCCCGUUCCCACAGAGAGACCCCCAACCUGCUCCCGAAUGCUCUGAAAUGCUCUGUACCCAGCCCCACUCCACCAGCAGCCCCACCUUGCCAGCCCUGACCCAUGUCUCUACCUGCCUGGUGGACUUAAAACACAUGGAAUCAUAGAACAGUUUGGGUUGGAAGGGAUCUUCCAAGAUCAUCUAGUUCACACCUGGGCUCUGCCUAUCGGUCAUCCUUUUCCCCAACUGGCAUCCCUCCACAGAAGAAGCCCGGUACCAUGGCCUUUCCCAGUUGAUCCAGCACUUGCAGUCUCUGCUGCCCCUGUACCAGCACCUCCCUGCUCUACACCACGUACCACGGCGGCACCAGCAGACCCGGGCUGCCACACAGCAGGCCAGGGAUGUUACCCCAGAAGCUGCUGUCCUGCAUGCUUGUAACCCACACCCACAGCUGCGCACACGAGCUCUCUGAACAGGCUCAACUCCAUGUACAUACAAAAUCCUCUGUCGCCAGCAGAAAUGGAUUAUCACCCCUUCCAGCUGCAGCACUGAGCAUCGCAUGAAGCCCAAGGUGCAGCACUGAGAUGGGCCAGAGGACAGACCCACAGCAGCCACCUGUUGUUCAGCAGCCUUGCUCUGAACAGCCCCACACAUGGCCUUGGCCACAGGCUGUUCCCAGUCUGUAGCCAGCAUCCAGCAGGGACAUCGAGGAUUUGGUAUCUUUCUGUAACACUGCAAAGGAGAGUCUUCCAGGCACUGUGGCCUGUGCUGCCAUGGUUACGCUUGACAAGGGGAUGGAAAGCAGCCGCCUGCCCACAGAGCCACACACAGAGCAGAGGAGCACAGCCAUGCUGGUGGCAGCAAGGGGAGAGGACACAGGACACCAGGGAGACGCUGGCUCUGGAGCUGGUCUAUGGGCUACGUGGGGUGUGAGACAGGAGCCAGCUGAGGGUCAGGGCUGUCCCCAGGGCUGUCUGGGCACUGCCACCCCAUCAGCCCUGCCCUGGGAGGGGGCUGCAGCCAGCCCCCAGAACCAAACAGCAGCAAAGGGGUUCCCCUCUCAGGCCCAGCUUACUGCCAUCAUAUGACAACAUCUGUGCUUGCCCUGGCCACCUGCCAGUACCCAGUCCAGAGCUGCAGCCAGGAAUGGACCGCAGCCUCCAGCCUGGCGCAGUGGUGUGUCCCUGUGAAAUGAGCCCAAGUCAGGUCACCCUGCAGGCAGCUGAAUACAACCAAACCUCCAGCUAAGGGUCUAAGACCUUGCAGCAGCCACAAAUUCUCUAAUGCAAAAUCCAGAUGAUCUCCAGCUCUAAGAAGUCCUUAAAAUUACCUGAGAAAUUGGCACAUGCCAGAUCCUGCAGCCCAGCAGCCAGCCCAGUACAGCCCCACACACCCACCUGGGAUGUUUCUCACAGCACAGAAAUCUCCCUUGCCCAUCAGAAACAGCUCUGGGACUGACCCAGGCUCCCCAGGGCCAGGACACCAGUUCCUCGCUGCAAGGAGAGGGGCCCUGGGAUGCCAUGCACUGUCCCACAACCCACCACCAAGCCCUGGGACUACCCGCAGCCCCUCCUGCUCCAUUGUGACUUUUUAGGACUCCAAGUCCCAGGCACAGGCUGUGUCAUUUUCAGGCACCAAGUGGCACCCAGUGUUAUUUCCUCAGACCCAGCCCUGCACGCCUCCAUUCCAGUGGUCUCAAGUGUUGUCCAGGGCCAGGCCUGGGGCCCACAAACAUGGGCUGGAGCCCUCCUGGCCCCCGCCAGGCUGCCUCAGUGAACUGAAGGGAACUUCUUGUCGUCUCGUUUUUCCGUGUGAUGAAAUAUAGCUGAACAAGCCAGCACCAAA